AACUUCGCCGCACUGUAAAUAAAAACAUGUGCCAUUAUUCGAUUAAAUUGCUAUGUCGAGUUGAGUUGAUAUGUUUGGAUUUUAAGCCCUUCAGUUAUAGGUUUAAGCAACAUUGAAGUCUUGAAGUAAAAUCACAUGUGAAUAUUUUAUUUUAUUGACAUCAAAUUGUGAAGUAAGACUGUUUCAGCAAUGGGCGCCAAAGAAGAUCCACCUUUGCCUGAUUUCUACCUAUCUCCUGGCGUUGGUGUGUCCUGUCUACAUUUUAUUCAAGGGAUUCUUAAUCAAGAUUGGUUGCUAGCUGGACUAGUGAGUGGGGAUAUUCUAGUGUACAAUUGUACAACAUGGAAACUUGUACACGCCACUCAAGUUUUCCUUCAAGGAGUAUUAUGGAUAGGAUCAAGUGAAGGGAUUAUUGUCUGUCAGGGUAGGUUCGAGAGUCUCAAGGUUCUAGAGAUAACUCAGAAACAAGAGGAAGAUGUUCAUGAUGCUAUCAAUAGUCCUGAUGGAGUGAAGAGAAUUUGUUUGAAAGAAAAAGCAGUGUUUUGUAUUGCUCACGAAGGAUUUUGCAAAGGUUUCCUAGAUUUAGCAAAGGAUUUUCUUAUAUUCGCUCCAUCAAGCUGUAGCAGCAUUUUAGUCAGCAAACUUAAGGACACAUUUAUCAGACCUGUUUCAACUCUCCGAGCUGAAGUAGUAUUUCCUGAAGCCAAGUUUGGAGCUCUCACUGCAUUUAGUAAACUAAGGUACAGUUCUUAUAAGAACAAAGUUCAGAUUAAAUAGUAUUAAUUCAUUUUU
This is a messenger RNA of Eurytemora carolleeae, 792 nucleotides long. RefSeq lists its product as uncharacterized. The coding region runs from base 190 to 777 and encodes 195 amino acids. Gene Ontology annotation, molecular function: protein binding. The record is from RefSeq and is a predicted model, not a curated record. Lineage: Eukaryota; Metazoa; Arthropoda; Copepoda; Calanoida; Temoridae. The transcript has 6 exons.